GUGGGUCCAGUGUGGACAUGGCCGCUCGCUACACCGAGGCGGUGUUGGCCGCCCUGGGGGUGCUCAGUGUCUGUUCGGCCAGCAGCAGCUCCGGGUCUGGGGCAUCGGGGAAGGCGGGUGGGGAGGCUGAGUGGGCGGAGCCGUGGGAUGGCGCGGUUUUCCGGCCGCCGGCUGCAUUAGGAGCCGUGGGGAUGACGCGCGGGCUGGGAUCACCGCCGCCGGGGAACGCAGAGACCGUGGACCUACCAGUGUUGCUGUGGUGGAGUCCAGGCCUGUUUCCGCACUUCCCAGGUGACUCGGAGCGCAUAGAGUGUGCGCUCGGCGCGUGCGUGGCGUCCCGGGAUCGACGGGCGCGCGCCGACCCGCGGACGCGCGCAUUGCUUUUUUACGGCACAGACUUCCGCGCGGCUGACGCACCCCUGCCGCGCCUGGCGCACCAGAGCUGGGCGCUCCUGCACGAGGAGUCGCCACUCAACAACUUCCUGCUGAGCCACGGCCCGGGCAUCCGCCUCUUCAAUCUCACGGCCACCUUCAGCCGCCACUCGGACUAUCCGCUGCCGUUGCAGUGGCUGCCUGGGGCGGCCUAUUUGCGCCGGCCCGCACCUCCGCUCCGGGAGCGCGCCGAAUGGCGUCGCCGCGGGUACGCGCCGCUGCUCUAUUUGCAGUCCCACUGCGACGUGCCUUCCGACCGGGACCGCUACGUACGCGAGCUCAUGCGCUACAUCCCGGUGGAUUCCUAUGGCAAGUGCCUGCAGAACCGCGAGCCGCCCACCGUGCGGUUACAGGACACAGCUACGGCCACCACCGAGGAUCCAGAACUCAUGGCUUUUUUGUCCCGCUAUAAGUUCCACUUGGCCAUGGAAAAUGCCAUCUGCAAUGAUUACAUGACAGAAAAACUGUGGCGCCCCAUGCAUCUGGGUGCUGUGCCUGUGUAUCGUGGAUCACCCUCUGUGAGGGACUGGAUGCCCAAUAAUCACUCCGUCAUCCUAAUUGAUGACUUUGAGUCCCCUCAAAAGUUGGCAGAGUUUAUUGACUUUCUGGACAAAAACGAUGAAGAGUAUAUGAAAUACCUGGCGUACAAGCAGCCUGGGGGCAUCACCAACCAGUUUCUUCUGGAUAACCUGGAGCACAGGGAGUGGGGAGUGAAUGAUCCCAUGUUGCCCAACUACCUCAAUGGCUUUGAGUGUUUCGUCUGUGACCAUGAACUGGCUCGGCUGGAUGCCGAGAAAGCACAUGAAUCCUCUCCUAGGGACAUUCCUGUCCUUGAGCCUCACAUUGCUCAGUUGUCACACAUGGACUGUCCAGUGCCUACCCCUGGCUUUGGGAAAGUCGAAGAGAUUCCUGAGAACGACAGCUGGAAGGAAAUGUGGCUACAAGAUUACUGGCAAGGUCUCUAUCAGGGGGAAGCUCUCACUGCCAUGAUCCACAACAAUGAGACACAGCAGAGCAAAUUUUGGGAUUACGUACACGAGAUCUUCAUGAAAAGGAAUAAAAAUCUCUAACUGUC
Molecule: messenger RNA, 1507 nt
Organism: Rattus norvegicus (Norway rat)
Lineage: Eukaryota; Metazoa; Chordata; Mammalia; Rodentia; Muridae
Gene: Pofut4
Product: protein O-fucosyltransferase 4
Exons: 3
Coding region: 18-1502 (494 amino acids)
Biological process (GO): N-glycan processing; positive regulation of protein secretion; glycoprotein biosynthetic process
Cellular component (GO): endoplasmic reticulum membrane; endoplasmic reticulum; membrane
Molecular function (GO): alpha-(1->3)-fucosyltransferase activity; fucosyltransferase activity; peptide-O-fucosyltransferase activity
Source: RefSeq, marked provisional